Molecule: messenger RNA, 2681 nt
Organism: Choloepus didactylus (southern two-toed sloth)
Lineage: Eukaryota; Metazoa; Chordata; Mammalia; Pilosa; Megalonychidae
Gene: DOK4
Product: docking protein 4
Exons: 9
Coding region: 335-1315 (326 amino acids)
Biological process (GO): cell surface receptor protein tyrosine kinase signaling pathway; positive regulation of MAPK cascade
Cellular component (GO): cytoplasm
Source: RefSeq, a predicted model, not a curated record
CCGAGUCCCCAGCCCCAGCCCCAGCCGGGCGGCCGCGCCUCCUCCUCGCCGUCCCCCGCCCGGAGUCCGGCGCCACCGCGGCCCCGCCGUGACGCGGGCAUGAGACUGCCCCGAGGCCCCGCCGAGCAAGCAACCCCGGUCCGCACCGCGGCGCCCAGCGGGUGCCGGGCGCAGGGGCUGCUAGAGCAAUGCUGAGGCGGCCGGGGUGAGGCGCGGCCCCGCGGGCAGCCCCGACGGAGCGUCUCGCGCGGGUGAUCGGAGGAGCCGGAAGCCAGCACCCGGGCACCCCCUCCGCGCCUCCGCGGGGCCCGGCGCCCCAAGACGGCGGGGCACCAUGGCGACCAAUUUCAACGACAUCGUCAAGCAAGGCUACGUGAAGAUGAAGAGCAGAAAGCUGGGGAUCUACCGGCGAUGCUGGCUGGUGUUCCGGAAAUCCUCCAGCAAGGGGCCCCAGCGGCUGGAGAAGUAUCCAGAUGAGAAGUCAGUGUGCCUCCGAGGCUGCCCCAAGGUGACCGAGAUCAGCAACGUCAAGUGUGUCAUGAGGCUCCCUAAGGAGACCAAGCGGCAGGCAGUGGCCAUCAUACUCACGGACGACUCUGCCCGUACCUUCACCUGCGACUCAGAGCUGGAGGCGGAGGAGUGGUACAAGACACUGUCCAUGGAGUGUCUGGGGUCGCGGCUCAACGAUAUCAGUCUGGGGGAGCCGGACCUCCUGGCCCCAGGGGUGCAGUGUGAGCAGACAGACCGCUUCAAUGUCUUCCUGUUGCCCUGCCCCAACCUGGAUGUGUAUGGCGAGUGCAAGCUGCAGAUCACCCAUGAGAACAUCUACCUCUGGGACAUACACAAGCCCCGCGUGAAGCUCGUCUCGUGGCCCCUCUGCUCCUUGCGCCGCUAUGGCCGCGACGCCACACGCUUUACCUUCGAGGCUGGCCGGAUGUGCGACACUGGGGAAGGGCUCUACACCUUCCAGACGCAGGAAGGGGAGCAGAUUUACCAGCGGGUCCACAGUGCCACCCUGGCCAUCGCUGAGCAGCACAAGCGGGUCCUGCUGGAAAUGGAGAAGAAUGUGCGGCUGCUGAACAAGGGCACGGAGCAUUACUCGUACCCCUGCACACCCACCACCAUGCUACCCCGCAGCGCCUACUGGCACCACAUCACAGGUUCCCAGAACAUCGCUGAGGCCUCCAGCUAUGCCGGUGAGGGGUAUGGGGCGGCCCAGGCCAGCUCAGAAACGGACCUCCUCAAGAGAUUCAUCCUUCUAAAGCCAAAGCCCAGCCAAGGGGACAGCAAUGAGGCCAAGACCCCAUCGCAGUGACAGAGGGCUUGUGUGCACCGACUGCUAGGGGCUGCCAGUUGCAGGGCUGACUGCAGUGUACUGUGGGGCUGUUGGCCAAGAACCUGGAGAAAGGGAGCAAGCUGAUCCUUCCCUGCCCUCCAGGGUGAGACUGGACCAAGGCAAAGGUCUGGCCACACCACAUGAGCAUGUGUGAUGAGCCAGAGCUAUCAUGGGACUAUAUACUGUUAAUGAUUUUAAUAUAUAUGGCUUAUGACAUAUUCUAUAUUGAGAUUUCCCCUCUAUCCCUCCCCAUCACUACAUACACAUUUUUUAAUCCUAUGACCAGGCCACAGUCAAGGCUGUUUUUGAGUGAGGGCAGCCAUUUCCCUGCCAUCCUGCUUCCAGGACCUGCUCAAGUUAUCAGGGCCAGAGGGGACAAUCAGAACUGAAGGCUGGUGCUCUGGCCACUGGCUUCUGCCAAGAGCCCAGGGGCUGAGACAGCAGGUGGCUUCUCAGUUGCUCUAGGCCCAGAGUGCCAGAGGAAGGAUUCAAACUCCCACUGUGCCACUUAACAGCCUUGUGCUUCGAGUUUUAAGCAGAGGUGACAUCUGGUUGACAUCUCAGGUGAAAAUCUGACUUUAAAAUGUAAUUUCUACACAGGCUCCUUCUUGCCUGGUGGGCUGAGAAGAUGCCCUGGGGUGGGGUGCUGGUUACCUCAGCCAGGUAGAGAACGGAGCACGGCCAGUCUCAAGCUCUUUCCCUGCCCCGGGCCAGGCCAAGCAGGAAGGCCAUGGCACGUCUGCUGUAGGCAGCCCCCAUGCUGCCCCUCUCACUGGCCAGGGUGGGCAAUAUCCCAGCAGAGGGAGCCCCUCUGCCCCGUUUGGCCACCCUAUGGCCAGCAAGAAGCACUUAAGAAACCAAGGACCUUCCAUUUCCCCCUCCCCACAUGGUGCUGAGGCUCCCUGCUGAAAUGCAAUUAAAGCAAUUGAUUUUCUAGCUGGUAUUUAUUGACUACCGAGCAGAAGGGCUAUCUUUCUAGUCACAUCAAACCUUUGGUUGCGUGCUUUCUUUUUUUUUUUUUUUUAAAUACUUUAGGGUUUUGAUUUGUGGGAGUAGACUUUCUUGUAAAUAACCACUGUUUGAGUUGUGGCAGGAUGAUAAAGUAAGAGGCCCCCUCCCCACAGAGCCCUGGAGCCAGGUUGGUGGCCACAGCCAGCUCGGCUCUGAACCUGACCCAGAGAACGACCGCCCAGAGGAAUAAGCUGGCCUGAGGAGGGACACGAAUCGGCCCAAAGGCUGUGGGGAGGGAGGCAGAGCUGGCUGGCUCAGCUGGUGGCACGAUGACGCAUGAAGGAGAUUAUGUUGUGCUCUUUAUUGCCAAAAAUAAAAACUUUUAAAAAGACAA